GAAAGGUUUGCCAGCAGGAGGUUGGGGUGGCUUCAGUGUGCACCAUCUACAGCAAAACCACCAAAUGCUGAUGUUUUUGCUGACUCAUAUUCGGGAAAACAUGAUGCGCAGACACAAUGCACUGUAACUCUUUUUCUUUCCCCCACUAACCUCGAAAGUUUCUGUAGCUCAUGCAAUAAAUGGCUGAGGAAACAUGUGCAGUAACAAGAGAUGAAGCGGAGACCCAGAAAAACUGCGAUGAAGACCCAUUUCACAAUGCUGAAACAGCAUUCCCUGAUUGCUAUGACAGCCUUAGUGAAGGCAACAGAGGCUCAGAGAUGCCAGAAAGACUGUCUGUCCUCUCUAGCAAGGCUGUGGCCCAAGCAAAAGCACUUGCUGGACCAUCAGUGGUCAUCAAUGGCAGCCAUUCACAGAGCAAGGCUUCUGCCUUGGCCAAGCACCACCUGAUGGCUGUCAGUGCAUCAGCAGGAGGCUCAUCCUGCUCUACAACAGUCUGUAAACCCGAGCCUGGGGGCCUUGCCUCACCAUGCUCUGAAAGCAUCUACUGUAGCUGUGACCAAGAUUCAGAAGCAUCGUGUGUCCCUGGGGUGCCUGAGGAGGCUGGUGAGCCCCCCAGGGCAGUCGUGGCCCUAUUGAUGAACAACCUCAGGUGCUGCCACGUGCCUGCUGAUAGCGUGUGGCCUGUGGAGAGCUGCAUUGAGGGCAGCCCUUGCGGUCUGAGCUCAGCCAUCUGGAUGAAGACCACAACAGUAAUGGAGACCCUAGAAAGCAAGAAAAAGGAGGAAAAGGAGAAGUACCGACUCCAGCUAGCAAUGUACCGAAGACUCGUGCUGUUGCGUUCGAUCAGGAGCUUGCACAAGCAGCUGGAGCAGCAGCAGGCCAGGUUACAGGAAUGCUAUGGCGUGGUCAUAAAUACCAAGAAAGAAGUGUUAAAACACAUUCGUUCAACCUUGCCCUCUCCUACUCCGUAAUCAUGUUGCUGCAUGCAGAAAUGAGCUUUGUAAUGCCACUGGAGCCGUCAGUAAGCUUGCAUGCCAUGAGAUGGUUUCUUCUGAGCCAAGAGAACGUGCCCACAUGUGCUGAGAGCUGAGAGGAAAUGGCAACAGCAGAGCAAGAAGAAAGGGAAAGGCAAAGCAUGGGCCCCUGAAUUUGUCUGCAGGGAGCUGGAAUAAGAUUAUAUCUGCAAUAAGGAAAUGCUUGAUGUGCACUCAAGGCUUCAAGCCCAUGUAUGACAUGAAAUAGAGGGGAAAAAAAAAGAAAGGAAAAAAACUGAGAACAUAGUCUGACAUGAUCAGUAAAGGUGAUUUGAUGCCAGAGUUGCUGCCUGCUAAGCGUGUGAUACAACACAUCUCCCUUGGACAUCUAGUACUAAUAAAAUGAGCAAAAUUAGGGUUCAGUUCUCUUCAGGAUAUUAGGAGCGCUUAAACUCAGGCUUGAUGAUGUCCACCGAGCUGCCCGCUUUUCAGAAAACUGCUAAAGCUGUUGCGUGUUUGUGAUCUCUACCCUCCCACCAAAAAGAAAAAAAAAAAAGUAUUCAUAUUGACCAGAAAUCUUUCAGGGAGGUAGAAGAGUCAAACGCAUGUACAGAGAAACUGCAAUUGCCUGAGCCUCAUUAGAAAGGCAAGCUAAAAACAAAGGCCUCAUAAUCUGGUAUUAUGUUGGAAGCCCAGACUGUCAGUGCCAGGGGAAUGUUUGAGGUCUGCACAAUUAUUAAUCUGCUGCUAACUCCCAGUGGCACUAGUGUCUGCAAAUCAAGCACAUUUUGUGCCUUACUGCUGUCAUUUAAUGGAAGUUGGUGACAAUUAGCACUUUUUAUCCAGGUGUAUUAGAUGCCUGGAAAACCCUAGAGCAGUUUCUUCAGUUGCUUAGGUAGGAUGCCUGCAGGAAAUUUGAUGUCAGUAAGUAACAAACAAACAUAGAGAAAAAUAAAGGAAAAAAGAUGCAACUUCUUUUCAUGCAUUAAAAAGCCAGUCUGGUCCCUAUUAUCGAACAGCAAAUUGAAUUGUUGAAUGUGCUGUCUUAGAGUCUGAAGCAAAAAUUAUGUAAGAAGAGCUUGAAAAGCUCCCCUUUCUGGGCCUUAGAGUAGCAUAGAAAAAUCUUUUUUUUCUUUUCUUUUUCUUCAGAUACCCAUUUCUGAUGAUACCAACUUUUCUUUUACCCUGUUGUUCUUUGUUACAAAUGUGCAAGUAGAUUAAGUAUAUGAGCAAUCAAACAAGUUUUUGGCAUGGAUUUGUUUUGUUUUGGUUUUGGUUUUUUUUUUUUUUGCAUGAAAAGGCAAGUCUGUUACUAGAAGUCCCAUCUUUCUCAGAAUGGUGUUCUAUAUAUGGGAUUUUUUUUUCUCUUGGCUUUUUUGUGUGCUCAAAGAGGGAAAGUGUCUGUGUUCGUGUGCACACACAUGCACCUACAUACAAAUGAUCCCCAACGGGUGGCACUUCUUUUUCUGUAGUAGAAAAAGGAAUAAUCUCUCAAAAUAAUCUUUGCUGUCUUAGAGGAGUUGCUUGAUUAGAUUCACUUGCGCACAUCUGUGAGCAAGGUAUUGAAGUAAUUUAACAAUUGAAGUGCAGCACAACAUUGUUAUUAUUCCAUCUUUGUAUUUCCUUGCACCCAAAAUAAUGGAAGCCCCCUGGGUAUGCACAACCUUAGAUAGGCUUAUUCAUCUCCUUGGGCCCUUGCACAGCCUCUUACACAGCACAAGCCUGUAAUUUUGUAUGCAGAAUUACCAUAGAAACAUUCUUGGCAUCAAGGAGAUAUUUGAAGGAGCAUCCUGUACUGUCUCAUUUGGGGGAUUUGGGUUGCCGGCGGCUGUCAGUGGGCUGCUGAAGAUAGAGCUGGGGAUCUAUGUGACUGGAGGACAUUACUCCUAAGCCCUGAUCCCACCCAGCUCUGUUCAGCCUUGGGAAAGCUGUUCUCAACCAGUAAUGCACAUUUACCAAAGAACACUAAACUCACCUCAAAGGUAAUCUGUUCUGUCUUAUUAUGCCUCCUAGGAAGGCAUGGCAUCAUUCGAUCAUGGCCAAGAGGACUAUGCAAAUAUUUGAUUUUUUGAAAAUUAUUAUUAUUAUUUUAACUUUUUUUUUUUUUUCAAUUCCUGACUCCCCCAAAAUACUUGUUUUGUUCCCCCACACCCCCCCCCCAUUAAUUAAAAGUGAAAAUAAGAGUUCUAUUAACACAGACACAGGCACACCAUUAUUAGGUUGUCUCUCGUUGGGAGGGAAAUAUUGGAAAAGGGGUGCAUCUCUCAAAAAUAAAUAAAUGCAAAAGUACUGAAUUCUGAAAUUAAACGUCAAACUGUUUCUGGUAGGAUGAAAAUUAAAAAAAAAAAAAAAGUUAAUUCUUCGUAGAUCAUUUUGGCCUAAUUUUAUUUUUUUGUCUUCUGAAUAAGAUUCAGCUUUGCUAACACUAUCAUGCUGAAUUUUCUGCUGACAUAAAAUACAUAUGCACAAAGGUAAAGUGAUAUAGAUAUUUUGCCUCAGUAGCUGCUGAAGUAAUGUCCUAUCCAUCACUAUAUAGAGCUAUCAAUUCCUUUUAAAGGUGACUAGAAGAUCACUGAAAAAUACUUCUUACACCAUACACAGUGGAAAUAGUUGAUUUGUCAAUCUGUUAACUGCAAAUACUUUGAGGCAGAACUGUGACUUCUUUUUUGGUAUGGCAUCUCUUGUAAUGUUUCUUGGUUCUUAUUGGAAUCAGUAGAUGAUUCUGCACUAUGAAUAUUAAAUGUCAAGAGGUCUGUGCUUGAGCAAUGCUGCCUGGCAAGAAAGCAAAGCCAAGACUUGUUCUGUGUAUACACAGUCUUUCCAUGUAGUGAUUUUAUGGAUACAUGCAAAAUAAAUGUUAACUGAAGAAAUAACAAGAACACUUGUCUUUGGAACUGUUUGCUGGUUACCUGGUGGUUCUAGUGUGGCUUCUAAUAAUUGCGUUUGGCCAAACUAAUUGAAAGCUACAGGAUUUUAAAAUAAACAUA
Molecule: messenger RNA, 3961 nt
Organism: Lagopus muta (rock ptarmigan)
Lineage: Eukaryota; Metazoa; Chordata; Aves; Galliformes; Phasianidae
Exons: 3
Coding region: 180-971 (263 amino acids)
Source: RefSeq, a predicted model, not a curated record